GCAUCUGUAAAGGAUGGAUCAGUUAACAUUUUCAAUUUUAGAGGAACCAAAACCGAGCAAAGGAUGUCCAAGAGCAAACGGCUUCUAUCGGCAUGAUGAUCCUCAAGUGUGCGACAAAUUCUUCAACUGUGUUGACGGUAAACCCAUUGAAUUGCCAUGUCCUCCAGGCUUAAUUUAUGACGAUGUUGCCAGCACAUGCGCGUGGCCAGAAAGCAGUGGUCGUCAAUGUACGAAUAGCAAAAGAGACUCUUUAGAUGAUGGAUUUUCGUGCCCCGAAGGUAAUGUGCAAGGUCCCGACGGCAGGACGCUUCCUCAUCCAACGUUCGCACAUCCUGAAGACUGCGACAAAUUUUAUAUAUGCAGGAAUGGGGUGCAACCUCAGAAAGGAUAUUGCGCUAACAAAACCGUGUAUAAUGAAGAAUCCUUUAGAUGUGAUGAUCCCGCUAAUGUUCCUGGAUGUGAAAACUAUUUCAGCGGAAACAAAAACUAACAUCAAACUGAAGAAAUAAUUUCCAUCCUGCAGAGGUCGUUUUCAACCCUAUAAAAUUAUUUGUGUUGUUAUUUAUUAUACUAUAAGUGUGUUACUUAUGUUAGUCGUUAAUACUAUUUGUAUUUUUGGAUGUUUCGAAAUAUUAUCUUUUAAAUCUAAAAGUGUACUUAGUAGUAUUUAAUGUAUCUGACAGCUAUGUAAUAAAUAGCUUUUCAAGAAAA
Molecule: messenger RNA, 711 nt
Organism: Dendroctonus ponderosae (mountain pine beetle)
Lineage: Eukaryota; Metazoa; Arthropoda; Insecta; Coleoptera; Curculionidae
Product: protein obstructor-E-like
Exons: 5
Coding region: 14-490 (158 amino acids)
Cellular component (GO): extracellular region
Molecular function (GO): chitin binding
Source: RefSeq, a predicted model, not a curated record